AUGAUCUGCGAAUCCUUGGCAGGAUUAGACCAACUCAGAAUCCUGAACCUCUCUCACAAUUUACUCCAUGGUACCCUUCCAGCUAAAGUAUUUGGUCUGCAGAAUCUGGAAGUUCUUGAUUUGAGCAACAAUGAUUUUGUUGAUUCAAUACCACCAAUUGGGAAGAUGUCCUCAAUCAGGUACGUAGACUUGUCAAAGAAUUACUUUAAAGGUUCCAUAAAUGCAACACUUUGUGAAAUCUCACCCCAUAUACAAGUUCUCAACUUGGCAAGUAACAAUUUCUCUGGUGAAGUUUCAAGAAGUUUUGGGCAAUGUACUUCUCUGCAGCAUCUCUUCCUUAAUAGCAAUAGUCUGUCAGGAAAUUUUCCUGAGAGUCUCUUGCAGCUGCAAAAUCUUCAUGUACUGCACCUUGAAGAUAAUAUAUUUUCUGGACAACUGAAUGCCGAACUUGGUAACCUUUCUAACCUUGUUGAGUUGGACAUCUCCUCCAACAGGUUUUCUGGAAAUCUUCCUAAUGUUUUUGGCAAGCUUGGAAAACUUGAGCACUUCUCAGCCAACACAAAUAUGUUCAGUGGCUACCUGCCCGAGUCAUUGGUGAAUUCCCCAUCCCUUAUAACUCUUGAUGUGGACAACAAUACCCUCAAUGGUGCUAUCAAUAUCAAUUGUUCAGCUAUGAUUCAUCUCGUUUCUCUAAAUCUUGGUUCUAAUAAUUUCCAUGGUCCAAUCCCUGAAAGUAUAUCCUACUGCCAAAGCUUGAAUAUUUUAAAUCUUAGCAAGAACAAACUCGGUGGAGAGAUUCCUUAUAACUUCAAGAACCUCCAAGCUCUGACAUCCCUCUCACUGUCAAAGAACAACCUUGCAAAUAUAUCAGGGGCUCUUGGGAUUCUACAACAUUGCAAAAACUUAACUACACUGAUCCUUAGUAUGAAUUUUCAGGAUGAACAAAUACCUGGUGAUGUGAAUUUGCAAUUCAAAAAUCUCAAAGCGCUUGCCAUUCCCAAUUGUCAACUGAGAGGUUUAAUUCCACUAUGGUUGAAUGGCUGCAAAAAACUGCAGUUAUUAGAUAUGUCUUGGAAUCUCUUGGGUGGAUCUAUUCCACUUUGGAUAGGCAAUUUCAAUAGUCUCUUUUACUUGGAUUUGUCCAACAAUUCAUUUACUGGUGGAAUACCAAUGAGCUUGACAGGACUACAAACCCUAACGGACAGGAAUAUCUCAACUGAUGGAAAUGCCCCAUGCGUUCCUCUUUACAAGACUAGGGUACCCAGUGGAAGUUUGCAGUAUAACAAAAUUGGCAGCCUUCCACCAACUUUGGAUCUAAGUUGCAACAAGCUCACUGGACCAAUCUGGCCAAGUUUUGGGAACUUGAAAAGGCUUCAUGUUUUGAAACUAAACAAGAAUGACCUAUCAGGGCCAAUUCCAGAUAGUUUAUCAGGAAUGUCAAGCUUGGAAACUUUGGAUUUGUCCUAUAACAAAUUAUCUGGAGAAAUACCAACUUCAUUGGUAAAGCUCAACUUUUUAUCCAAAUUCAGUGUAGCAUACAACCAACUUUGUGGGGAAAUCCCAACAGGUGGGCAAUUCUUGACCUUCCCAAAUUCAAGUUUCAUGGGAAACAAGGGCCUAGGUGCCAGAGAUUUUGCUUUCUGUCAACUUGUUGAUUCUCCCAGAGAGCAAAUGACAAUUAUAGGCCUGCCAUUUGCAGUAGGGUCAGCAACUGGGUUUGUCCUCACUGUUAACUUCUUUCUUCAGGUCUGGGUGGGUGUUCCCAAAGCCAGAAAGAAGAUGAAACCUAUCAAUAAAUGA
Hevea brasiliensis (rubber tree) is the source of this 1800-nucleotide messenger RNA. Its product is annotated as phytosulfokine receptor 1-like. The transcript has a single exon. Lineage: Eukaryota; Viridiplantae; Streptophyta; Magnoliopsida; Malpighiales; Euphorbiaceae. Gene Ontology annotation, molecular function: protein binding. The record is from RefSeq and is a predicted model, not a curated record. Bases 1 to 1800 code for a protein of 599 amino acids.